Messenger RNA from Colletotrichum orchidophilum, 1779 nucleotides. RefSeq lists its product as uncharacterized. The record is from RefSeq and is a predicted model, not a curated record. The transcript has 6 exons. The coding region runs from base 1 to 1779 and encodes 592 amino acids. NCBI's taxonomy places the organism in Eukaryota, Fungi, Ascomycota, Sordariomycetes, Glomerellales, Glomerellaceae.
AUGGCGGCCGUUCAGAAGAUCAGACGCUCAGACGCUCAGACGCUCAGACGGUUGAAGCUUCCACAAACCGCGAACCGCGAGGCUCAAGCCAUUCAUCUACAAAACACAUAUCUCUACGCGCCCAGCAUAAGUAUCUGUACAUCACCAGUUGCGCCGCACCCGGUAUCGACCCAUACCGCAUAUCGCGCAGUUCGCGACGACGACAACGACGACAACCUCGAUUCCGGCCCGGACGCGAACAACGUACGCUCUCCCCGCUUCACCACCACGACGUCGACACCAUUUCGCAACCCCUCCCCGUCGAGGGACGACGCCACGACCGCCGACCCGGUCGACUCCAACUCGAUUCCCCUCAACAAUCUCGAACCAGCUGCCUCGAAUACGCCAUCACGACGGCCCGAUAACACCCCGUCUCCUCGUGAGGCACCGGGUCAGCCGACGAGGACUUCCUCUCCCGAAGCCAAGGGGUCCAAACCCCUCGUCUCCUCGUCCAUGGCUUUUUUGACCAAGAACAUCUGGCCCAAAGAUGGGAGGAACCGCUCCCAUGUUCCGGCCAUGCCGGUCUGGAUUGCCGUCGUGAGGAUCGCACAGCUCGUCCUCGCCAUUGCGACGCUAGGAAUAACAGUCUAUGGGCUCACCACCAUGCAAAUGGCUACGGGCUAUCGCAGGAUAACGUCCUUCAGCGGUACAGAGGGUUUCCCUUUUUCAUGGUUUGCUUUCGCCUGGACCUUCUCCUAUUUGACAUGGCUGGGCGUAGCCGUCAUGUUCAUUCCGGUCAUGUACAACUGCUGGGUGCAUCUUGGUCUUGAACUCCUCACCGUCGUCUUCUGGUUGAUCACCAUGGCCCUGCUUGCCAGUCACGCAGAUGAUCUUGACUCUCUCGACGCCUUCAUUGUGACAUUCGGCCCCAAAUAUGAGGUGUACUACAAGAUGAAUGUCGAGCCGUUUGCCGACGGCUUCGUCGGCGCAACCUUUGCCGGAACCGCGACGUCCGUUAUCAACUUUGUGCUCUUCAUAAUCACCAUCACUGUGUUCGGUGCGUUAUUGCUCUUGUGGACUAGACACCUGGCAGACUGCCCGGAUGGAAUGCAGAACUUCCAACUGACCAUGGCAGGCCGGGCUCUUCAUGCGUUACGCAAAGCAAACUUGGAAAAGGCCCCUAGCACCACCGAUUCGCAAAAGACCAUCCAGGCCGAAGGAGACAAGAUGGUCGCGUCGCCGCAAAUGACCUCCGCUGUCCCUACGUACAUCCACUGGAACACCCAGUACCCACCUCCCCAGCAUCCCCACGCAUACGCCUACUACGGCCAGCCGUACGCACAGUCACCGCACUCGCAAACGAACACGUCCCCGCCGAACUCUGUGCCACCGCAUGGCUUCCAACCGGCAUACUUUCCCAACAGCCAGUGGCCUCCACAGCCGCCCCAACAGCAGCCGCCCCCCGAAGGCGGCGUCUGGCCAGCCCAGAAUUACGGAAUGUACCAGCAGCAGGUGCCUAUCGGACCACAGCACACCGGUCAGUCUGGCAGCAGCAUGGGCUCGCCUCAGUUCCCCAUGGUCCAGCCUAUGCCGGCCAGCAAGGCGGACCUCCCAGGCGUUUACCCAACACCGCCACCGGGAAGCGCAACGGUAGGGCCCGGAUACCCGUCACAGCAGUCACCACCUCCGCCGCCUCCGCAGCCCGGCACUGUAUACUCUCCGGUAGAGUUGAAUGAUGGACGAGGGGACGAGAACAUGCCGGCAGAGCUACCCAACAACCCCCCAAGGUCACCCAGAUGA